Molecule: messenger RNA, 2270 nt
Organism: Paramisgurnus dabryanus
Lineage: Eukaryota; Metazoa; Chordata; Actinopteri; Cypriniformes; Cobitidae
Gene: cavin2a
Product: caveolae associated protein 2a
Cellular component (GO): cytoplasm; caveola
Molecular function (GO): protein kinase C binding
Source: RefSeq, a predicted model, not a curated record
GGAAUGUUGUUUUUACAGAGACACUGAAGGCAGAAGAGUGUGUCUGCGUGUGUCAAUCCAACCACACCGUUCCAAACCCCUCUUUCUGCAGAAGCCCAUUUCAACACCACCAUUGACUCCAGGAUGGGUGAGGACUCCUCUCAUGCUGAGCGUAGCGCGUCCACCCUACCUAGGGAGGAAAGCACCCCGACCCCUCCAGCACAGGAUGUUCAGGAUAUCCUCAUUCCGAGCUCCGGCCAGAACCCGGGUCCCUCUUCACCUGUCGGCACCCUCUCGCGUCUGGUCCCCAAAUCCCCAACUAGCCCCACGGCACCUGGAGGCCAGGUCAGUGCCAUCACGGUGGUUGCUCUGCUCGACAAGCUGGUGGUCAUGAUCGAGUCGGUGCAGGAGAACCAGCAGAAGAUGGAAAAGAAACAGGCAGAGCUGGAGGGGGCGGUGAGGAUGGUGCAGGGCGAUGUGUCCCGGCUUACCAAAAACCACAUGUCCACGGCAAACAGCGUGGCCAAGCUGCUUGAGCGCUCGCGCAAGACUGGCAUCAAUGUGAAGGAGGUGCGGGAGCGUCUGGACAGACAGAACAUCCAGGUGAAGCGUCUGGAAGCCAACCACACCCAUUUGCUGAAGAGGAACCACUUUAAAGUUCUCAUCUUUCAGGAGGACAAUGAAAUCCCAGCAAGUCUGCUCACUAAAGAGGGCUUGGCCUCCCUCUCUCAGGAUGAGACAGCACCAUCUGCACCAACUCCAGUCACUGAUUUAAACCACUCUCAUGAGGAAGGCCUACACACCAUCAGUCUGUCCUCUGAUGAUGAGGAAGAAAAGGGAGCAACGAGCCCUUUAGCAGAAGGUGGCACAGACUCCCUGACAGAUCUGCAUGAGGAGCAUUUCCCAGAACUGGGAAGUGAUCGGCCGGAGCUUUCUCGUGCAGACAAGUUCAAGCGCUCCAGUCUGAAGAAGGUGGAUAGUCUAAAAAAAGCUUUCUCACGAAGCAGCUUUGAGAAGCAGAUCAACAAGUAUGUGCCUUCAGAACAAUUUCAGAAGAUAAAGAAAACCCUCACCCCCAAUCACCCGAAGAGCACCUCUUCCAAGAGCACGUCCUUCCGUGUCAAUCCAAAGACAUUCAACAUCAAUAAGGGACGACAUGAAGAUCCUGAUGCCCCUGAGCAGCCUGAGACCUCACCCAGAGAUCUCAGCCCAGUGGAGGUUCCCUCCUUAGGGGGACCUGAUGGUGAGCUGCACUUGCCUGAGUUACACUCCACAGAGGAGAAAAAAAAUGGAGACGAGCAUCACAGCCCAUCAAGCCCAGGCAGCGCGGAUGGUGGAGAUCUUGAGAAUGGUCCCUCUGAAGAAGAAGCAGAGAAACAUAGCGGUGAAGCUGAUGGUGCUGUAAAACAUGAGGAAAAUGGUGAGGUGGAGGAGGAUGAGGAGAAAGAACCAAGAUCUGUGGAGGCAGCAUCACCUCCAGCCACUGUUGAGCAAACAUCCUAGAUUAGUUGUAUUCUAAUUUUUAGCCCCGAAUCUAUUUCUGAGACUUUGGAAAUCAUAGUUAUUCCUUUAUGACACUGGCAUUUUGUUCCCAAGCUCAUUUGAUGUUAAAUAGCAUGUCUGCUGAAAUAACAUGUACCCAAAUAUAAAGUAACUAAAAUCUAUUUUAUAGGAUUCAUAGAUUAUAUUUUAAAGCAAAUUCUAUUGAAACAGAUUCUGUCCAAAGGUCCACACUUGUACUAUUGUCAAACCAAUGUGACCACAAUGAUGCGGCAAAAGAACUAUAUUUUCCUCUGGGAGCCUGUGAAUACCAUGGAAUUGACUGAACUCAAACGCCUAAACUCUCACUCCAUAUAUUUUUCUAGAUGUGCAUGAGAGAAAUUGAAUGAGUGACAAGCUGUCCUAUGUUGCUGCAGUCCAGAUGCUCUUUUAUGUACAUAAAUCUUAGUAUUUAAUCACUUACGAAAAAGUACCUUGGUAAUAACAUGAUUUUAUAAAUGGUACUAUGGUAAUACCAUGGUUUACUAGCUACACCAUGGUGGUAUUGUUGAAAUACUUUGGAGUACAAUAUAGAGUCCAUGGCAUAUAAAUAAUGAUACUCACAGUACCAUAAAUACAUCUUUAUAGAUUUGACUCAAAUCAUUCAGUUACCAUCUGAUAUCAUCACUACACCAUGGUACCCCCACAGCACAUUUUUGUAAGUGAUAUAACUGACAACUGUAAAAGGCAUGAGGUGACAAUUUACAUUGUUUUGAAAUUAUGAAAACUUUUAUUAAAGUAUUUAGCACCAC